Neurospora crassa OR74A is the source of this 579-nucleotide messenger RNA. RefSeq lists its product as hypothetical. Lineage: Eukaryota; Fungi; Ascomycota; Sordariomycetes; Sordariales; Sordariaceae. The record is from RefSeq and is a predicted model, not a curated record. Bases 1 to 579 code for a protein of 192 amino acids. The transcript is spliced from 3 exons.
AUGGCAACUCUUGGAGGUCCGUCACAGCUGUCCAGUACGUGCACAGUAGUGGGCACUAAGGAAUCCGCCCGUCCCAACAUCGAUGCACCAUCACCGUUCAAUACGCCCAGCAUGGCGUCAAGCUUGCGAACCACCGAGUUGCCAUUCAGACGCAUGACGGUACCUCACCUCAACGCCCCAACUUUGACAGGUAUUUCUGUUCAAUUUUUUUUCUUCGCACUCCGACGGGCUCUUGAGACAUCCAUGGGCAUUUCAGAGUCCAUGUAUCUGAACAUGAAGCUCUGCCGCGCUUUGUCUUCCCACGAGCCUUACCCCAAAGUAUUCAAGGGGGAUCCCGAUUUCAGUGGAUUACUCUACCUUGGGUACGACUCAACGAAUACUCCCAUGCGGCCCCGAUCUCACGGCCAAGCUGGCCCAAAGACGGCUAUUGAAAAAAGUCAGACAAGAAGCGAAGAAAUAGUACCUCUAGCGAGGCCGGAAAAGAACAAGACAAGCACAAGUUGGGCUGUUGGGUCCCCACUGCCCGGCAUUGGUUCCAGAGCAACAUUCAUUCUUGUAGUCUCCUCCAUAGUCCCUUGA